Molecule: messenger RNA, 934 nt
Organism: Gadus macrocephalus (Pacific cod)
Lineage: Eukaryota; Metazoa; Chordata; Actinopteri; Gadiformes; Gadidae
Product: CD209 antigen-like protein C
Exons: 6
Coding region: 70-780 (236 amino acids)
Source: RefSeq, a predicted model, not a curated record
CGUCUUCUUCUGAGUGAGCCUGCAGAUCGCCUCAGUCUGCGAGGAGAGAGCUGGUGAUUAUUGUCGGCCAUGUCGCAGCGCUCAGGUGAUAUCGAGAUGCAUGUCGAGACCAGCGCAUACCAGUCAUAUUCAGGGAACCAAACCGAAGUGUUUGGGCCAGAUUAUACCGCAAACUCAAAAAGACACCUGCACCUGGCCUUCCUCAACCUCGGCCUGCUCUGUAUGCUCCAAGCUCUCCUCAACAUCACUCUUAGGGUCCACCUGAACGGGCCCAGAGACUCCCCAGAGACGGCCUUCCCAAACCUGACCUGUGAGUCAGGUGGAUGGGGAUUUAAUAAAGACAGGCCAACAUGGUGUCACACAAGCUGGCAGAUGUUCAGCAGCGGUAGCUACUACGUCUCCAGAGUGCGGGGGAGCUGGAACACGGGCCGCACGGACUGCCUGGAGCGCGGGGCUCAGCUUGUCAUCGUCAACGACAAAGAGGAACUGGCCAUUGUGACGAGGCUGGCCAGAGAUCCCACAGCAGCGUGGAUCGGGAUGACUGACCUGAGGAAGGAGGGCUCGUGGCGCUGGUUGGAUGGAACAUUAGUUACCCUCGACAGACACUACUGGGCCCCGGGGCAGCCCGACAACGCGGGCGGGGAGGACUGUGGAGAGAUCCACGCUUUGGCUAACUUCAGCGGCUUCAACGACUACGACUGCUCCAUCCGGCUGAGGUGGAUCUGUGAGAAAAUACCCACGCCCCCGGAGUUCAGGGUGCUGGAGCGGAACGGAGCUUAAAUCUGGAUUGCUAUUGACAUGCAGAACAUGCCAAAGGCAUCAAGCCAUGUAGGAGUGUAGGAAGAGAGUUAUUGGUGUGGAAAUGAGCUGCAACACGGCAAAAGAACCAAUUUGUUGUUUCCCUUUACAUAAAUAAAGACAUUUUCACAAUCAA